AUGGAUAAUAAUACUGAUGUGACUAAUAAUUGUACGGACUAUCUCUCUUCGAGAAAAUCUUCAUUACAAAUGUCUAUAUUCGUUAUGGAAGUUUUCUUCCUCAUAUUAUAUCAAAUUUUCCAGUUUAAUUUUGCUUUAAAUGCGAUAGUUAAUCAAUACGUAACCCAAAUUAUUGCUAUUGCUGUUAUGAAUGGAAUAGUUUCUUUGUAUGGAUUCAUACAUAUUGUUGAGGUUAAAAGAUUAGUUGACGAAACAAAUGAUAUUUGUACUUCACAAAUUACAAAUCUUACUCCAAACUAUGUUUCAUUAGAUCUUCCUUUCAUUAUCUGUUCUUUAAUGUUUGCUGCUGCAAUGGGUUAUUUCGCUUAUAAACUUAGUAAUGAACUUGCUGGAAAAAUUUAUAAAAAGAUCGGUUCUGAUGUAACGAUGCAAGACGAUGUUUCUAGAAUAUUAAUUAUCAUUCAAAUGUUUUUUGCUAUUGUACAAUUUUCAGCCCAAUAUAUUGUCAAUCGCGCGGUUCCAAAAGAAGAUAAAUUUUUAAUGAAAAUCUUUACUCUUAUUUGGUCUAUCACAAUGGUUGAUUGGUUUGCUGUUCUUGUUGGUUCAGUUUUCUUUGCUGCAUCUGCGGUUCCAUAUUGCUAUUUAGGAAUUAUAACAUUUAUAUAUGCUUGGAAAACAUCUGAUACUUUUGAUCAAGGAUUACGUGAAUAUGUCGGUCUUCAAUUCCGUAAAUAUCAUGGAAUGACUGUAAAAAUUGACAGCAUUCCAAGUUUCCGACCUAAUUCAAUCAGAAAACCCGAGAUUGCAGUUCUUUCUUAG
This is a messenger RNA of Cetraspora pellucida, 819 nucleotides long. The record is from the annotation of a GenBank genome assembly. NCBI's taxonomy places the organism in Eukaryota, Fungi, Glomeromycota, Glomeromycetes, Diversisporales, Gigasporaceae.